CAGAACGCUCGUUGUCGGAGAUUUCUGCGAUUCGCGAUCUCGUCUAACCCUCGCCAUUGCAGUUUGUUUUGUUCCGAUUGCUGUCGAAGGUUACUGUGCGGUUCGAUAAGGCAAUGCAAAAUGAUGUCCAAUGACUUCAAUCGAUCGCUAACCGCAUUGUGCAUAGUUUUGUGCCUAUUCGUGAAUUAUAGCAACGGUUUGCAAGAGGGUGAGCAGUGUGACCACCAGGGUGAGCCAGGAGUCUGUACGCCAUAUUCGAGAUGCAAACCUAAGAACCGAAUUACGGUGUGCAGCUACUCCAUCCAAGAAGCAAUCAUAUGUUGUCCACAGUCGCAGUUCGCUCCCAUCGACAGGUUUGCGAAGCCUACGACUGACGGUUGGAAUAUGCGAUCCGAUGCAGAACGAGUUAGCGUUCGGAAAUGCAACGAGUACAAACAGCUCACCACCAAGAGUGUGGCGAUUAGUGCGCUCACGCUGAACCCGACACUGGUGAAGAUCGAGGUUUCGAAGUGCGACAUGGUCGUGAAGCUGAUCGUCGGCGGAAACGUAACGAAGCCGGGAGAGUUUCCGCACAUGGCCGCCAUCGGGUGGCGGCGUCCGAACGGUGGCUAUUCAUUUGACUGCGGCGGUUCCCUGAUCAGCGAGUACUACGUCCUUACGGCAGCCCACUGCUAUCUGGAAGAUGACGAAGGCUCUCUACCGUCGAUCGUACGUUUGGGCGAUCAAAACCUGCUCCGCUCGGAUGACGGGGCCGAGCCAGUCGACUACGAGAUCCUUCGCUUCAUCCUGCAUCCGGAGUUCAAGUGGCGCCAGGGAAAGUACAACGAUCUUGCUUUGGUGCAGCUCCGCAAUCGUGUCACCUUUACCGACUUCAUCCGUCCAGCCUGCCUCUACGACUCCAAUCAGCUGGCCACAAACACGGCCAUCGCGACGGGAUUCGGGUUAACGGAGGAUUUUGGGUUAAAGUCAAACGAGCUGCGCAAGGUGUCGCUGUACAUCUACGGGAACGACGUGUGUGAUGCGAGCUACCGCGCAAACCGACACGUCAGGUUCGGCGUCCAGGACACGCAGAUCUGCGUAGGAGAUCAGGCCGGUGGCAAGGAUACGUGCCAGGGUGACUCGGGUGGCCCGUUACAGAUUACGCGCGGUGAAAACCAGUGCAUGUUCCACAUCAUCGGCGUAACGUCGUUUGGGCAGGCAUGUGGCAGUGCAACGCCGGCAAUCUACACCAAAGUUAGCGCGUACCUUGAUUGGAUUGAAUCGGAGUGGUUUAAAUGCUAUGGAGAUUCCUGUGCGUACGGCAGUGAAGCCGGCAUAUGCCGUGGAUACAGCACUUGUCGCCCGAUACUCGAACAAACCCGUGUGGUGAAGAUUUGCGGCUACACGCCUAAAGAAGCGAUCGUCUGCUGCCCCACGGACUACCAGCAACGUCUGCAGCAGCUCAAUACCGUCAACAAUAAUCUACGGCGCAGCGAACAGAAGUGCCGUGAGUACAACCGUUUGGGUGGCUUCAACCUCCUGCUCGGCACGCUGGCCGUGGGAUCACCGGUGGUGCAGCAUCGGGAACGGCAGCGUUGCCCGUCGGACACUAAUCUUAUCGUCGGUGGCACCGAAGCACGCUACGGUGAAUUCCCGCACAUGGUACGCAUCGCAAUUUCGAACGACGAGGGACAGCUGACGUUCCAGUGCGGUGGAACACUCAUCAGCGAACAGUGGGUCAUGACGGCGGCCCACUGCCUCGAGUCACGAAACAUUGUGGUGCGCGUUGGCGAGGUGAAGCAAAACCAUCCGGACUAUCCCGACCCGAUCGACAUACGCGUGGAGGAGUACAAACGGCACCCGAAGUAUAAAUCGCGAACCGCAUAUCACGAUAUUGCUCUGCUGAAGUUAGCCCAAAAGGUAACCUUCACACGUGCCAUCCGACCCGCUUGUCUCUACUCCUCGUCGGAAAUUGAUCGUGUGAAAGCGGUAGCCAUAGGAUUUGGAGCCACGGCACAGGGUGGUGUGUCGACGAAGGACCUGAUGAAAGUGACUCUAGAUCUCUUUUCAACUCCCGCCUGCGGUAGCUACUUCCUCAAUCACCGCCGAAUCCCGCAGGGACUGAUAGACCAACAAAUGUGCGCCGGAGUUCUGGCCGGUGGCAAGGACACCUGCCAGGGAGACUCCGGUGGUCCACUGCAGAUCUUUGCGAACGAUGCAACCUGCACCGCUUACAUCAUUGGGUUGACUUCGUUCGGCAGCUGGUGCGGAGGCCAAUCGCCAGGCGUUUACACGCGCAUCUCGGCGUACCUCGAUUGGAUAGAGGAGAUUGUGUGGCCGGAGUAAUAGUUGCUAUUGUGAUCCAAAACGUUUGCGACACUAUAGAUCGUUUCGAAGUGACACAAAGUGCGUUUGCUGACGAAUGUUCUAAGUCGAAGAAAGUACAGACGAACGGGCGAAAAGACGCGGCCAGUUAACCGCACGCAUCCAUUUUAAAAAUACAGAGCAAUUUCAAAAGUAUGCACUCAGUAUCAGAAGCAUUAAAUGUGGGUAAAAGCUAAGGAACCGGUGGUCUGCGGCGGUACUACUGUAGGUCCUCACUAAGCCACAAUCGAUUGCU
Molecule: messenger RNA, 2599 nt
Organism: Anopheles cruzii
Lineage: Eukaryota; Metazoa; Arthropoda; Insecta; Diptera; Culicidae
Exons: 8
Coding region: 121-2325 (734 amino acids)
Biological process (GO): proteolysis
Molecular function (GO): serine-type endopeptidase activity
Source: RefSeq, a predicted model, not a curated record